Molecule: messenger RNA, 3025 nt
Organism: Physeter macrocephalus (sperm whale)
Lineage: Eukaryota; Metazoa; Chordata; Mammalia; Artiodactyla; Physeteridae
Gene: ITCH
Product: itchy E3 ubiquitin protein ligase
Exons: 26
Coding region: 170-2776 (868 amino acids)
Biological process (GO): protein K63-linked ubiquitination; protein K48-linked ubiquitination; protein K29-linked ubiquitination
Cellular component (GO): cytoplasm
Molecular function (GO): protein binding; ubiquitin protein ligase activity
Source: RefSeq, a predicted model, not a curated record
ACUCGCUCUAGUAGCUGUGGUCCGGGCUCGGGACCGGCUGCCAUCUUAGUCGAGGGACUGAAGAGUCGCCGCCGCCCCGAGUCCCGGUAACAUGCAUUUAACAGUGGCCUUCUGGAGACAGCGCCUUAACCCAAAGAAGUGACUUCAAACAGUGAAAACUUCAGGCAUAAUGAAUGAUGCUGCUGCUAUGUACAAAUACCUCUUCAAGACCCUGCUUUCCAUUUUUGGGGGUAUAUGCCAAGAAGUGAAAUUGCUGGAUCAUGUGGUUUGCCGUCCUGUUGGUGUUAUGUCUGACAGUGGAUCACAGCUUGGUUCAAUGGGUAGCCUAACCAUGAAAUCACAACUUCAGAUAACUGUCAUUUCAGCGAAACUUAAAGAAAAUAAAAAGAAUUGGUUUGGGCCAAGUCCUUAUGUGGAAGUCACAGUAGAUGGACAGUCAAAGAAGACAGAAAAAUGCAACAAUACGAACAGUCCCAAAUGGAAGCAACCUCUUACAGUUAUCGUCACCCCUGUGAGUAAAUUACAUUUUCGUGUGUGGAGUCACCAGACACUGAAAUCUGAUGUUUUGUUGGGAACUGCUGCAUUAGAUAUCUAUGAAACAUUAAAGUCAAACAAUAUGAAACUUGAGGAAGUAGUUGUGACUUUACAGCUUGUAGGUGACAAAGAACCAACAGAGACAAUAGGAGAUUUGUCAGUUUGUCUCGAUGGGCUGCAGCUAGAGUCUGAUGUUGUUGCUAAUGGUGAAACUACAUGUUCAGAAAGUGCUUCACAGAAUGAUGAUGGCUCCAGACCCAAGGAUGAAACAAGAGCGAACACAAAUGGAUCAGACCACCCUGAGGAUGCAGGGUCUGGUGAAAAUAGGAGGGUCAAUGGGAACAAUUCUCCAUCACUCUCAAAUGGCGGUUUUAAACCUUCUAGGCCUCCAAGACCUUCACGACCACCUCCACCUACCCCACGUAGACCAGCAUCUGUCAAUGGCUCACCAUCUGCCACUUCUGAAAGUGAUGGCUCUAGUACAGGCUCUCUGCCACCAACGAAUACAAAUUCAAAUACAUCUGAAGGAGCAACGUCUGGAUUAAUAAUUCCUCUUACUAUAUCUGGAGGUUCAGGCCCUAGGCCAUUAAAUCCUGUACCUCAAGCUCCCCUUCCACCCGGUUGGGAGCAGAGAGUGGACCAGCAUGGACGAGUUUACUAUGUAGAUCAUAUUGAAAAAAGAACAACAUGGGAUAGACCAGAACCUCUACCUCCUGGCUGGGAACGGCGGGUUGACAACAUGGGACGUAUUUAUUAUGUUGACCAUUUCACAAGAACAACGACGUGGCAGAGGCCAACAUUGGAAUCUGUCCGGAACUAUGAACAAUGGCAGCUCCAACGUAGUCAGCUUCAAGGAGCUAUGCAGCAAUUUAACCAGAGGUUCAUUUAUGGGAAUCAAGACUUGUUUGCUACAUCACAAAAUAAAGAAUUUGAUCCCCUGGGUCCCCUGCCACCUGGAUGGGAGAAGAGAACGGACAGCAAUGGUAGAGUAUAUUUUGUCAACCACAAUACUCGUAUCACACAAUGGGAAGACCCCAGAAAUCAAGGUCAAUUAAAUGAAAAGCCCUUACCUGAAGGCUGGGAAAUGAGGUUCACAGUAGAUGGAAUUCCAUAUUUUGUGGACCACAAUAGAAGAACAACCACCUAUAUAGAUCCCCGCACUGGAAAAUCUGCCUUAGACAAUGGACCCCAGAUAGCCUAUGUACGGGACUUCAAGGCAAAGGUUCAGUAUUUCCGGUUCUGGUGUCAGCAACUGGCCAUGCCACAGCACAUAAAGAUUACAGUGACAAGAAAAACAUUGUUUGAGGAUUCCUUUCAGCAGAUAAUGAGCUUCAGUCCCCAAGAUCUGCGAAGACGUUUGUGGGUGAUUUUUCCAGGAGAAGAAGGUUUAGAUUAUGGAGGUGUAGCAAGAGAAUGGUUCUUUCUUUUGUCACAUGAGGUGUUGAACCCAAUGUAUUGCCUGUUUGAAUAUGCAGGGAAGGAUAAUUACUGCUUGCAGAUAAACCCCGCUUCUUACAUCAAUCCAGAUCACCUGAAAUAUUUUCGUUUUAUUGGCAGGUUUAUUGCUAUGGCUCUGUUCCAUGGGAAAUUCAUAGACACAGGUUUUUCUUUGCCAUUCUAUAAGCGUAUCUUGAACAAACCAGUUGGACUCAAGGAUUUAGAAUCUAUUGAUCCAGAAUUUUACAAUUCUCUCAUCUGGGUUAAAGAAAACAAUAUUGAGGAAUGUGGUUUGGAAAUGUAUUUUUCCGUCGAUAAAGAAAUUUUAGGUGAAAUCAAGAGUCAUGAUUUGAAACCCAAUGGUGGCAAUAUUCUUGUAACAGAAGAAAAUAAAGAGGAAUAUAUCAGAAUGGUAGCUGAAUGGAGGUUGUCUCGCGGUGUUGAAGAACAGACACAAGCUUUCUUUGAGGGCUUUAAUGAAAUUCUUCCCCAGCAGUAUUUGCAGUACUUUGAUGCAAAGGAAUUAGAGGUUCUUUUAUGUGGAAUGCAAGAGAUUGAUUUGAAUGACUGGCAAAGACAUGCCAUCUACCGUCAUUACACUAGGACAAGCAAACAAAUCAUGUGGUUUUGGCAGUUUGUUAAAGAAAUCGAUAAUGAGAAGAGAAUGAGACUUUUGCAGUUUGUUACUGGAACCUGCCGAUUGCCUGUUGGAGGAUUUGCUGACCUCAUGGGGAGCAAUGGGCCACAGAAAUUCUGCAUUGAAAAAGUUGGGAAAGAAAAUUGGUUGCCUAGAAGUCAUACCUGAUUGUUUCUGCUCUUCUGGGUUCUUUGGAUUUCCAUAUGAAUUAUAAGAUCAGCUUGUCCAUUUCUGCAAAGAGGUCAGCUGGGAUUUUGAUGUGAAUUGCUUUGAUCAGUUUGGGGGAGUAAGGUCAUCUUAACAGUAUUAAGUCUUCUGAUCCAUGAAUAUCAGGUGUCUUUCCAUUUGUUUAGGUGUUUAUUUCAACAGUGUUUUGUGGUUUUCAUUACACAAGCACUGCAUUUCUUCUGAUAAAUU